Molecule: messenger RNA, 642 nt
Organism: Lutra lutra (Eurasian river otter)
Lineage: Eukaryota; Metazoa; Chordata; Mammalia; Carnivora; Mustelidae
Product: enoyl-CoA hydratase domain-containing protein 2, mitochondrial-like
Exons: 7
Coding region: 202-642 (146 amino acids)
Source: RefSeq, a predicted model, not a curated record
GUCUUGGUCAGCCAGCUGCUGGAAGCUCUGGCCCAGCUGCGGGAAGACCAGCAAGUGCGUGUUCUGCUCUUCAGAAGUGGAGUGAAGGGUGUGUUCUGUGCAGGUGGAGCAGUUGCGAAAACCAGGGACACAGCAGCGAGCUCUCCCCGGCGUGGACGGAGUAGUGGAGGGGCUCUUGGCACCUUCUCAGCCUGCGCCCAGAUGCUGCGCGCCCUGACCAGCGCCCUGCGCCUUCCAGGCCCCUGGGGACCCCUUCGCACCCGUGGCUGCGCCUCCCAUGGAGCUACUGGGGACCCGGAGAUCCAAGUGCGCGCCCUGACCGGCCGCGACCAAGGAAUCACUGAGAUUCUGAUGAACAGACCGAGUGCCCGCAAUGCUUUGGGGAACGUCUUGGUCAGCCAGCUGCUGGAAGCUCUGGCCCAGCUGCGGGAAGACCAGCAAGUGCGGUGUUCUGCUCUUCAGAAGUGGAGUGAAGGGUGUGUUCUGUGCAGAUGUGAACUCAAAAACUCAAAAGAGGUAAAAUUCCUUGCUAGUAUUACACAGCUAGUAAGAGGUGCUGCAACAGUGGAGUGUCUGUUUCUGGUGCUGGUAUUCUUUCGCAGCCUAGUCAUCCGUUAUGCCAGAAAACUUUCACUGAAGUAG